AUGAACAGAGAGCUCACAAUUAGGGAGAAGUAUGUAUUGGGGGAGAUAAUCCUAGCUGAAGUCUUCUAUCUCCUUCAAUUGGGUAUCUUCUUCUACCUCACUUGGCGUUGGUGGCAGGAUAAUAAGGCAGUGAGGAAGAAACUCACGAUGCCCAAGAAGAGGAAUGAUUUACUGCGCCACGAUUGGGUUUUCGAGGCGGCAUGUGCUAAGAGAUCGUUGGACCCGAAGUCACACAAAUUAGUGUAUAAGAAGAAAACUGUCGAUUUGAGCCUUCCUUUCAAAUACUCUGGUUUGACCAACCGCGCAACAGUGGAGCUGGUCGCUCAAGAUGAGGGGGAGACGACGCUAUGCCCCUCGGACAUCACUGUACGCAUUGGGAUUCGUCUUGAAGACAGUCAUAGAGUUGAGUGGAGUGGAUACUCAUCUUCCUCAAUCUGGGACAUCUUAGAGACACUUGCCUCGCACGACAAAAGGAUCGCCGACCUUCUUGCACCGACAACUGAUGGCCUUGUACCAACCGUGGUGUAUCUGCGAAACCAAAUUAGUGGAGAAAAAUCACUUCGCGAGACAACAGUCCAUAGUUUGGGUAUUCGAGGCUCUGCUCUCUUUCAACUUCAUCGUGGACCACCUGAGCUUGUCAAAGGUGCUGAAAAAAGCUCCCCUCCUGUUCAAUCUUCUUCUGGUGGCAGUAGUGGCAGUGGAACUGGUGCAUCAGGAAGUUCUUCGCCCCCUGCGAAGAAACCGCCGCCACCAUCAGCCUCACAGGAUUUGUCGCCGUUGGCGCCAUUAGCAGGAGGCAGUCACUUGGCCUACACGCAACGCUUACCCCAGGGCGAGUCCGCUUCUAUCGUCUUUCCAGGUGGUAGCGGCAGCUCUCCUGGCGCGGCUACUUCUUCGACACUGGAUCCUUUCUCCAUUUUCGGCUCUGCGUCGUCAAGAUCCAUUUUCGAUCCGGAUGAGUCGACACGAGAAAAUCCUAAGAAGUCACUUACAGUGGGUGAGAUGAUUGGGGUCAGUCUGGAGCCCGAUACACCAACCUCUUCCCGACACCAGGCCAUAUCGGAACACCCUGAGUUCAAGUUCCCCACGGAGACAGAGGGUCAAGAUCUUCUGCACCUCCAAAAAGCAGAUGAAAGUGCUCACACGUCAACUGGAAUGUGUGAACGGGAGGAGGUGCUUUUUCGAAGGCAAACCUCCGUCUCGCACGACUUGGAAUCGGAAGAGCUACCCGACGAGUAUUUCGAACUCACUGAACGUGAACUUCGUCUCAUCAUCGCCGGUCUACGGAAGGAGGCAGGUACGGACGUCCCACUGGGCGAACGCAGUCUUCAAAGGUCAGCAAGAUCUGCAUUCAUUGAGAACUGUGAAAGAUGCAUUAUUCGAUUUACCUGGUCUGAUGACAUUUACCUUCAAGCCUGCUUCAGACCUCAAGAACAUGUGUCCGCUCUCUAUGAUUUCCUACGAGAACGAUUGGCGAACAGGGAGUUGUCCUUCCAGCUGUUUACCACACCUCCGCGAGUUAUUCUUUCACACAUGGAUGCAACACUCAUGGAGGUGAGUGGUUUGGAUAAACCCUGUCUGCGGGUUGGAUUUCAUGGGGCUUGA
Hydatigera taeniaeformis is the source of this 1605-nucleotide messenger RNA. NCBI's taxonomy places the organism in Eukaryota, Metazoa, Platyhelminthes, Cestoda, Cyclophyllidea, Taeniidae. The record is from the annotation of a GenBank genome assembly.